CUGACGCAUUCGAUCAGCCAACAGAGCUGCCAGCCAGCCUAGCACUUGGUCCGAAUUUAGUAUUGAUUCUCCGGCGUCGCGUGUUGUUUGUUCGCGAGCACGUCUCGAGAUUCGCCGGCCAUUAAACCGCAUUGCGUAUAAAUAGUAAAGUGCCAGAAACAUUUAUGCAGUUUUGCUAGUAUCUAUAAAGACUUUUAUAUAUGUACAUAUGUCUGUAUGUAUGCAUUAACCAAUAAGCUUAGUACACUCUUAGCGAAGCACGGGGAUCAAGUAUUAUUUUUGCUACGCAUUUUAAGCAUCAGUAUGAAAAUGACUUCCCCGCUCGCACUUCGUAAUUUGCCUUCAACGAUGUGGGCCACACUCUUCCUAUGGCAAAUGCUGGAAAACGUGCAUCACACAUUUGCUGGCAAACAAUACGAGCACAUCUCGCACUACAACACGCCCGUCGUGCAACACUGCUCAGCGAUAGAUGUUAAGGAUAAAAUUUUGGAGCUGCAAUGCUAUGCCAAAUGCGCAGCCGAUGGUAUGCGACCAGUGGCAGAAGAUCCGCAAAUCUGCUUUCAACAAUGCCGUUCAACAAUUUACCGUGAACCGCGGCGCGGCUCCUGCCCAAAUAAGCUGAAUUUCUCAAUUCAAGAAAUCACGCCAAUGCAGCGACUAUCUUGUCUCGGCAGUUGUAUGUACGAUUCAGAUUGUCCUGUCGUACAAAAAUGCUGCGACAUUGGCUGCGGGCCUGGCUGUGUCGACGCGCUCGGUGUGCGUGAUGAUGUGCUGCUGCCGCCAAUACCAAGAAUUUUGAAAUAUAAAGUGGCGCGUGGAAAUAAAGUGGAAAUCACCAUAGAGUCAUCGGCAAAUUCCACCUACUACUGUCAUGUGGAAGUGCGUUACCACUUUGGUGUCUCCUUCGCUCCGCGAAAGCUCAGUGCAUGGCAAUGCCAGUUGGUGGAAAAGAUUGCGGAGGUUGCAGUAGCGCGCAGCAAAAGAAUUGAUAUCUCUUUUAAUUUGAAACCGGGCCAUUGGUAUCAAGCGCGUGUGGCAGCAAUCAAUGCCUACGGCUUCCGCGGCUAUUCUGAGCCUUCCGAGGAAUUUCGUUUAACGCACCAUCCCAAACCGCCCAAGUCACCUGCGGACUUGCAAGUGGUCGCUGGAGGGUUUGAUGGCCGGCACUACAAGGUGAAAAUCUUAUGGUGUCCUUCGAAAUCGAAUUUGCCUAUUGAAAAGUAUAAAAUCAUAUGGUCACUUUACGUAAGAAACAAAGACGAAUCCGUCAUCACAAAUGAGGCUUAUGUCAAGGACAAUCACAAUUUCGAAAUCGCUGAACUUUUACCCGACUCCAGUUACUACAUACAAGUGCAGUCCAUGUCCAUUAAUGGCAGUCGUCGCUUGAAAUCCGACAAGAGUUCCAUACUUUACAACACCACCCAACCACCAGCACCGUACAAACCACUCAAGUGUUCGCAUCAAAAUCACGAGCAUGCCCAGCAAAAUAGUGACACUACAAGGAGCAGCCACCUAACAGAGAUCAAUGCCAAUCAAAAUGUGCGCAUAUUGGGUGCAACAACAACAACAACACCCACGGCGUUGGCAGCAAAUGUAUCGGCGUCUAGAGGAUAUGAAGUAAAUUAUCGUUUCAAUCGCAAAUUUGGUAUGAUUGUGCAAAUAACGGGAUUUCUGCCGUACAAAGAGAGAGUUUACGAGCUCUGUGCAAAAGAGACCAAUUGUGAGCAACGGGAAUACAGCGCCAUUCGUGUAAAGCAAGAUUCAAUAGAAUUUAAUAAACUAAAAUUCAACACUUCUUACGUGCUGAAGGCUUACAGAACCAACGCCUUGAGUGCUGAGUCAGCAACAACAGCGAAUGGAUCUUUCUUAUUCACGACGCCAAAAUGUGAGAACUUCAAGAAACGAUUUCCUAAAAUGCCGAUAAAGUGUUGAUCUUAGCACUGAUUUAACUAACUAACGGUAAAGAUAUCCUUUAGUUUCUAAAUAAAUAAAUAAAAAACUCGCAUAAGCAACAAUAUUUGGUUAUAAGAAAAGAAAGCAGAAAUCAUCAAAUAAUGUGCCAAAAACUUAAUUUCGUUUAACCCAUUAUACGACUGUAGUUUCAUUAAUUAUACUAAGUAAAAAUAAAGUAAAUGCACAUAAUUAUCAGACUGCUGUUAA
Molecule: messenger RNA, 2160 nt
Organism: Anastrepha ludens (Mexican fruit fly)
Lineage: Eukaryota; Metazoa; Arthropoda; Insecta; Diptera; Tephritidae
Gene: Kal1
Exons: 7
Coding region: 217-1932 (571 amino acids)
Biological process (GO): neuron differentiation
Cellular component (GO): extracellular region; cell surface
Molecular function (GO): protein binding; peptidase inhibitor activity
Source: RefSeq, a predicted model, not a curated record